UUGAAUGUAGUUCCAGUUCAUCCAUCAACCAUCAUGUGAGUUAGAGAGAGAGAGAGAGAGAGUACAUGUCGUUAGUUCACUAGUCGCGUUUGGGACUUCGAGUGUCAAGUUGCUUAAAAACGUCUCCCUCUGGUUCAAUCGCCGGCGGCAAAACCACGUUCUUUAGUUUUUCUCUCCAUCCCACCUUAACACAUUAGGGCUAUUGGGGUCAUCUUCGUAAUUUAGUUCGAAUUGUAGUCAGAAAUCCAUGGAUCCUCCAUUUUUCAGAUCUACGAUCUAGGGUUUACAUUUCUUUUUUGCGUUUCAUGGAGUUAAUCUAAUUACAAUCCUUAGAGUUUAAGUUCUGAGAUUACUAGAGAAAAUGCAGAGCUCAGGGAGCUCGGCUUCGCAGCCGGAGGCUAUAUUGGAGUGGCUUCAGAAGGAAAUGGGGUACCGGCCCCAGGGUCCGUACCUCUCGUCAAACAAGGCGUUCUUGCCAUCAGUAGAUACGCUCCGGAAAGUUUACCGGGGGAAUAUGGUCCCUGUAUGGAAUUUCUUGUUACAGAGAGUUAAAUCAGAGAAAACUGUAGAGAAGAUUCGUCGGAAUAUACUUGUUCAUGGCAGUAACGAUGGUGGCGGCAGUUCGGUGGAUUCCCCGAAACCGAAUGAGGAGGGGAGGAGUAAAGGUAGGAGGAAGGAGAAGGAGAAAACAAAAUUGGGGAUGGAUAGAGGGCCGGGUUCGGAGAGUUCUUCGGAGACCAGAGAGAUUGCAUUAAGAGAGAGAGAAUUGGCAGAGAAAGAGGUCGACAGAUUGAGGCAGAUUGUUCGGAGGCAGCGGAAAGAUCUGAGGGCACGAAUGCUGGAGGUUUCUAGGGAGGAAGCAGAACGGAAGCGGAUGCUUGAUGAGAGGUCCAAUUACAGGCAUAAACAGGUGAUGUUGGAGGCGUACGACCAACAGUGUGAUGAAUCAACUAAAAUAUUUGCGGAGUACCAGAAGCGUCUCCAUUACUAUGUUAACCAGGCUAGAGAUGCUCAGAGGUCCAGUGCUAGCUCAUCUGUUGAUGUUGUUGAUGAUUUCCACGUGAACAGUGAAAAAGAAGCCGUCUAUGCAACUGUUAAGGGCAAUAAAUCUUUGGAUGAUGUCAUUCUCAUUGAAACUACUCGAGAAAGAAAUGUCAGGAAGGCAUGUGAAUCUCUGGCAGCUCAUAUGAUUGAAAAGAUACGCAACUCUUUCCCAGCUUAUGAAGGAAGCGGUAUUCAUCUAAGUCCUCAGUUAGAAGUUGAGAAGUUGGGCAUUGAUUUUGAUGGUGAAUUACCAGAUGAUAUUAAGACUGCCAUUCUAAAUUGCCUUGAGAACCCUCCUCAAUUGCUUCAGACAAUUACCACAUAUACUGUACGGAUGAAAACAUUGAUUAGUAGAGAAACAGAGAAAAUUGACAUAAGGGCUGAUGCAGAACUCUUAAGAUACAAAUAUGAGAACAACAGAGUGACGGACGCUGCUUCUCCUGAUGUAAGCUCACCUUUACAAUAUCAAUUAUAUGAUCAUGGGAAAAUGGGAAUUGACGUCUCCCUGAAAGGACCUCAUAGUCAACUCCUUGAAAGACAGAAAGCGCAUGUGCAACAGUUUGUGGCCACUGAAGAUUCACUAAAUAAAGCUGCUGAGGCACGGAACUUAUGUCAGAAGCUUAUAAAGCGUCUUCAAGGAAGCAAUGGUGUAGUUUCCCAGCACUCACUUGCUGCUGGAGGCACCUCACAGAAUGCUGGGAGACAGUUUGAGUUGGAGGUUUGGGCCAAGGAAAGAGAAGCAACUGGAUUGAGGGCAAGCUUGAGUACAUUGACAUCUGAAGUGCAGCGCUUGAAAAAGUUGUGUGCAGAAUGGAAAGAGGCUGAAGAUUCACUUAGGAAGAAGUGGAAAAAAAUCGAAGAGUUUGAUGCACGCAGAUCGGAACUGGAAUAUAUCUAUACUGCUUUGCUUAAGGCUAAUACGGAUUCUGCUACAUUCUGGGAGAAGCAGCCAUUAGCUGCUAGAGAAUAUGCAUCAAGUACCAUUAUUCCAGCAUGCACAGUUGUUGCAGAGAUAUCAAAUAAAGCAAAGGACCUUAUUGAAAAGGAGCUUUCUGCCUUUUAUCGAAGUCCUGAUAAUAGCCUUUACAUGUUGCCAGCAACACCACAGGCACUUCUGGAGUCUAUGGGUGCUAAUGGGUCAACGGGACCAGAAGCAGUUGCUUCUGCAGAGAAGAGUGCUGCUUUAUCAACUGCAAGAGCUGGUGCAAGAGAUCCAUCAGCAAUUCCAUCCAUAUGUCGUGUUUCUGCUGCCCUGCAAUACCACGCUGGUUUGGAAGGUUCAGAUGCUGGAUUAGCAUCAGUAUUGGAGUCUCUAGAGUUCUGUUUGAAACUCAGGGGUUCUGAGGCUAGUGUGUUGGAGGACUUGUCAGAAGCAAUUAAUUUGGUACAUAUACGUAGAGAUCUUGUCCAAAGUGGUCGUUCCUUGUUAAACCAUGCAUACCAUGCACAGCAAGAAUAUGAAAGAACAACAAAUUAUUGUUUGAAUUUGGCUGGGGAACAAGAGAAGAUUGUUAUGGAGAAAUGGUUGCCAGAACUUAAGACUGCAGUUUUGAAUGCGCAGAAAUGCUUGGAGGAUUGUGAACGGGUUAGAGGUUUGGUAGUGGAGUGGUGGGAGCAACCUGCUGCGACAGUUGUUGAUUGGGUAACUGUUGACGGUCAAAAUGUAGCUGCUUGGCUCAAUCACGUGAAGCAGCUUCAAAUGGCAUUUUAUAACAACUAGGCGCUCACGAACGGAAGCUUUAUGGGAGCACAUUUUUCUUUUGGUUUCUUUGAUUCCUUUCCCUAUUCUUGUAUAAAAAUGAUUCUUCCUUGGGAAGGGAAGCCAUUUGUACUAUAGGGCGUUUCUGUAUUCUGUAAUAGGCUUGGCCAUCAGUUUCAUAUAAAUAAUUAUUAUCUAUGGGUCUUGAUCAACGCAGUUCAGAGAUGGAAUCCUGUUGAAAUGUAGAGAAACUGUUUGAAGAUUGAUUCUUUGUUGUGUGCCUCAUUUGAAUAGAAGGGAUAGAUGCCUGUGUGACGACAAAAGAAUUUAUGUUAGUAAUGAACAAUAGAACAAAAGUUCGAUUUA
Messenger RNA from Nelumbo nucifera (sacred lotus), 3109 nucleotides. It is a transcript of the gene AUG5, whose product is annotated as HAUS augmin-like complex subunit. NCBI's taxonomy places the organism in Eukaryota, Viridiplantae, Streptophyta, Magnoliopsida, Proteales, Nelumbonaceae. Gene Ontology annotation, biological process: spindle assembly. The record is from RefSeq and is a predicted model, not a curated record. Gene Ontology annotation, cellular component: spindle microtubule; HAUS complex.